AUGGUUGAAUUCAAAGAGUCCAUGAUGAAGGAAUUUGAUAUGACAGACUUAGGUAAGAUGAAGUAUUUUCUUGGUAUUGAGGUAGUUCAGUUUGAUGGUGGUAUAUUCAUCAGUCAGGCGAAGUACGUGAUGGAAGUGUUGAGGAGUUUUGGAAUGGAGCAUAGCAAUUUCGUUGAAAAUCCAAUGGUUCCAGGAUUCAAAAUCUCCAAAGAUGAAAAUGGUAUUGAGAUGGAUGGUUCAUUCUUCAAGCAGCUGAUUGGGAGCAUGAUGUACUUGACCGCUACGAGUCCGGAUAUAAUGUAUGCAGUAAGCUUAUUAAGCAGGUAUAUGUCAAGGCCUACAGAAGUUCAUCAUUCGGCAGCCAAGAGAAUUCUACGUUACUUGCAAGGUACAACAACGUUUGGUAUUCUUUACAGAAGGGGAGGAAGUCAUGAGUUGAUUAGUUUUACUGACAACGAUUAUGCCGGAUCAAUGGAAGAUAGAAGAAGCACCUCAAACUAUGUUUUUAUGCUAAGUGGAGAAGCUGUGACUUGGUCUUCUCGAAAGCAGCCGAUCGUAACACUAAGCACAACCGAAGCUGAAUUCAUUGCAGCUGCAGGAAGUAGUUGUCAAGCAAUAUGGAUGUAA
Molecule: messenger RNA, 627 nt
Organism: Lathyrus oleraceus (garden pea)
Lineage: Eukaryota; Viridiplantae; Streptophyta; Magnoliopsida; Fabales; Fabaceae
Product: secreted RxLR effector protein 161
Exons: 1
Coding region: 1-627 (208 amino acids)
Source: RefSeq, a predicted model, not a curated record